Messenger RNA from Anguilla rostrata (American eel), 6455 nucleotides. Its product is annotated as BMP/retinoic acid-inducible neural-specific protein 1. Lineage: Eukaryota; Metazoa; Chordata; Actinopteri; Anguilliformes; Anguillidae. The transcript has 8 exons. Gene Ontology annotation, biological process: cellular response to retinoic acid; positive regulation of neuron differentiation; negative regulation of mitotic cell cycle. The record is from RefSeq and is a predicted model, not a curated record. The coding region runs from base 540 to 2825 and encodes 761 amino acids. Gene Ontology annotation, cellular component: dendrite; cytoplasm; neuronal cell body.
CUUCGCUGACUAGCACAACCAUCCUCUUCUAAUACAAAACUGUGAUCUCAGCACCUCCCCCUCGUCUCUCCCAUUUGCGUUCUCUUCGGCGAGUCUGCCUUACUGCUACCUUCCCCGGGAACCGUCCUAUACUUUUCCACCUGAGCCGUUCCGCCGCCGCGGCGCAGCGCUCGCUCUGCCCCCCGCCCGCUCCCGAUCGCGUUAAAUCACAUCGGAUAUUCAUUCUUCCUGUCAAUAAAUCCCCUCGCGCUCUUCUGGUUCCCAUCGUCUCCAUGUGUAUACUGAUGGUUAUAACCAGACCCAACUGAAAAAACUGGAUUUUUUUCCCUCUUGAGCAUGAGAAGGACUGUCGAAUCAUCCGCAAUCCUGCAUCAAAGAUUGGGCUACCAGCAUGACCACCGGGUACCGACACACCAGCCCAAGUUUUUUGACAACAGAUUAAAUCACCGGGGACUUCGGAUCCCAACCAUAUAGGAGAAUAAAUUUUAGGUCUCCACAGAAUGGAGCAAGAAUGAGCAGAGCGUGGCUGCAGGAGAAGCAUGAACUGGAGGUGCAUUGAGGUCUUCUGCUUCCUGUUUCUAUGGGACCAGAUCACAGUUCAGUCUUCCCACCAGGACCCAGCCGUUGCCGAGCAACAUGUCUCCAAGCAAUUUGAUUGGCUCAUCUCCGACCGCGGACCUUUCCACCACUCACGGAGUUACCUCUCCUUCGUGGAAAGAUUCCGCCAAGGAUUUACAACCAGAUAUAAAAUCUAUAGAGAGUUCGCUCGCUGGAAGGUGAGGAACACGGCCAUGGAGAGGCGGGGCCUAAUCCGGAAUCCAGUUCCGCUGAUGCCCGAGUUCCAGCGCAGCGUACGCAUGCUGGGGCGACGCCCCUCCACCCAGCAGUUCAUCGACACUAUCAUCAAGAAGUAUGGCACCCACAUCCUCAUCUCAGGCACUCUGGGAGGAGAGGAGGCCCUGACUAUGUACAUGGAUAAGAGCAAGCUGGACCGCAAAAUUGCCAAUGCCACCCAGAGCGUGGAGGCCUUACACCAGCUGGCGUCCUCUUACUUUAUCGACAGGGAUGGGACCAUGCGGAAACUGCAUGAGAUUCAGAUCUCCACCAAUGCCAUCAAGGUGACAGAAACUCGGACAGGACCACUGGGAUGCAGCACCUAUGAUAACCUGGACUCUGUGAGUUCCGUUCUCCUGCAGAGCCCUGAGAGCAAGCUGCAUCUGCAAGGCCUGCAGGUCAUCUUCCCAGAGUAUCUCCAGGAGAAGUUUGUGCAGUCAGCUCUCAGCUACAUCAUGUGCAAUGGAGAGGGGGAGUACGUAUGCCGGAACAGUCAGUGCCUCUGUCAGUGUUCUGAGGAGUUCCCACAAUGCAAUUGUCCGCUUACUGACAUACAAAUCAUGGAAAACACGCUUCUGGGGAUGGCCGAGUCCUGGGAAACCUCCUACAAGGACUUUGAAAACUCAGAUGAGUUCAAGUCAUUCCUGAGACGACUCCCUUCAACCCAUUUCCUGCCGGUGAGUAGCGUUCACCUGCUGUGGGGAAGUGACUGGGACCUGCAGUCUCGCUACCGCCUCCUACAGAGCUCCCUGGAGACGCAGCGGGCCAAGAUGCAGCGAGCCGCCCGUAAGCUGUUCGGCCUCAGCAUCCGCUGCCACCACAAUCCCAACCACCAGCUUCCCCGAGAGAGAACUGUGCUGCAGUGGUUGAACCGGGUCCAGUCCUUCCUGUACUGCAACGAGAACGGGUUCUGGGGCACCUUCCUGGAAAGCCAGCGGACGUGUGUGUGCCACACAGGCGUGACGCUGUGCCAGCGACCCAUCCCCUGCGUCAUCGGUGGCAACAACAGCUGUGCUAUGUGCAGCCUGGCCAACAUCUCGCUCUGUGGGUCCUGCAACAAGGGCUACAAGCUGUACCGCGGGCGCUGCGAGCCACAGAACGUGGACUCGGAGCGCAGCGAGCAAUUUGUCAGCUUCGAGACCGACCUGGACUUCCAGGACCUGGAGCUCAAGUACCUUCUGCAGAAGAUGGACUCACGGCUCUACGUGCACACUACCUUCAUCAGCAACGAGAUCCGCCUGGACACCUUCUUCGACCCUCGCUGGAGGAAGAGGAUGUCGCUGACCCUGAAGAGCAACAAGAACCGCAUGGACUACCUGCACAUGGCAAUUGGGCUCUCCAUGAAGAUCUGCCAGAUGCGCAACAGCAGCGUGGACCCCAUGUUUUUCGUCUACGUCAACCCUUUCAGCGGCAGCCACUCGGAGGGCUGGAGCAUGCCUUUUGGGGAGCACGGCUACCCCCGCUGGGAGCGGGUCCGCCUGCAGAACACCCAGUGCUACAACUGGACCCUGUUGCUGGGAAACCGCUGGAAGACCUUCUUUGAGACGGUGCACAUCUACCUGCGCAGCCGAGCCAAGGUGCCCACCACCCUGCGUAAUGACACGGGGCAGGGCCCAGUGGACUUGUCGGACCCCAACAAGAGGCAGAUCUACAUCAAGAUCUCGGAUGUGCAGGUGUUUGGGUACAGCCUUCGAUUCAAUGCCGAUUUGCUGCGGAGCGCCGUGCAGCAGGUCAACCAGUCCUACACCCAGGGGACACAGUUCUACUCCUCCUCGUCCGUCAUGCUCCUCCUCCUGGACAUCAGAGACCGGAUAAACCGCCUGGCCCCGCCCGUUGCCCCCGGCAAGCCGCAGCUGGACCUCUUCUCCUGUAUGCUGAAGCACCGCCUCAAACUCAACAACAGCGAGAUGAUCCGGGUCAACCACGCUCUGGACAUGUACAGCACAGAGAUCCUCAAACAGUCUGAUCACCUGACCACGAAACUUUGCUGAGGUCUAACUACAACUGCAGCUACAGCCACAACAAUGACCACAACUACAACUAAAAACAGCAAAAACUGACUUUGACAACAGACCAUGUCUUUUUUCUUUUUCCAUUUAUUUAAUUAAAAAAAUAAUAUUUUGCCUUCUUUCUUGGUUUUUGCUUUUUUGAUGUAAAAUAACUUUGUAAAUGUAAUUAUUAAACAAAUGAAAAAAAAUGUAAAAAGAGAACAUUUUAAUGGGCGAGAAAGGACUAACUUUAAACCAUUUAACAAGAAGACUGUACCAUAUUUGUCGAGCAUGUCUGUCCUUUCCUUUAAUGAACAUAAAGAACAAUUAAACAUUGAAUUGUGACUAAGAGGCCUUGAAUUUACUCCAGCAGAACAAACAACAUGAAUACUGCCAUUCCUAAAGACUAAAGCUUUAUUAAAUCCAACUAAUAAAUCAGAAUUAGAUCAGGGCUGGUUGCAUAAAUCCUAUUUAUUGUGCUUAUAAGACUAGUCUAAUAAAAAUUAGGUAGUUGCAUAAAAAAAACAGGCGGACAAAAAUGUAGCCUACUCACCCCCAGGCUAACUGAAGUUAGAUGCUUCUAUUCUGUGUUAAUUGUAAGGCAGCUGGCUAAUGCUAUCAAGUUCAUUCUUCAACAGAGAUCCCUCGGUUACAAUGUGUAGAGCCUGUCAGCUUUUGCCCUAUGUGUCCAAUUUUUGUUUGCAUUUUGUUGUUGUUUCCAACUUAAACAAUGUUUAAAUUUUAAUUUGGCUUGGCUGCUAUUUAGUGUUACAUGUUCAAUGCAAAAGCAAAAGCUGUCUGCUGCUUCCCCUCCAUUUGUUAGUACUGAUCUAGUGCGUGUCUUGCGCGUGUGCUGGUGUAAGCCCUUUGAUGUUUAUUAGCAAAUGUUAUAAAAUGGGCUCCACUUGAACACCAGUCUGUUACUUGCUUGGCUUAUUGCUUUGUAAAGCAGAUGCUUAUGUUAUUAGCUAUGCUUCAUAUUUUUUAACUUGCUAGCUAGUGUCACUAAGCCUUAUAAACACAAGCUACUUUGCUAGUUGACUACCAACUUAAAGCUGCUAUGCUAAGUAAUUUAGUUUCUUGGAGGAAAGGACAAAAAUCAGUGGUGGGUUUCCCAAUGCCUCUUACAAUCCCUCUUAAAUAAUGUGGGUUUCCCAAACACAUUCAUAAUGAAAGCGUCUCAUUACUUCAUUCUUAAAGUUACGAGCCGUCUAGAAUCACUCGUUCAUAGCAAAGAUCCGUUCACAUGCGCUUUUGAUUAAUGCUUACAAUCACAGCCUACAAUGACCAAAAAAGUGUAGUAGUCUCGUAGUCUCUUCUUUUUCAUGUAUAUUGAGAGUAAAUAUUCUAUUUAAAAAAAAUUAAAUAUAUAUACCCGUAAAAUAAAAAUAUUUGAAUAUGAUUGGGAAGGACCGUGUAUUAAAUUGAACAUAAUAAUGUUACAUUGAUAACUUGAUUAUUUUUAAUCAAAUUAGUCAUUGUGAUAUUGUCUAGUCAAGUCUAAAGUCAUCAAAUUUGUGACUCGAGUCCGACUCGAGUCCAAGUCAUGUGACUCGAGUCCACAUCUGUGGCUAAUAAUAAGCAGGUAACCAUCUCAUUAUUAUCUUUCAUUAAUAAAACAAAUUGCUGCACCUCUAUAAUUGUAUAAAUAAGGCCAAAACAUUGCCACCACUUCAUUGUGGAGAAGGGUCUAAAUUUCCAUGGCUGCACUUCAGAGAAUCCUGCACCUGAACUAAACGUGCAGAAGAGUAUGUUGACGGUGCUGUAAUGUUGUGAGAAUGAAUUCUGCAAUCAGGGUCAACUUAAAUCCACAAAUAAUUGAAAAGAAGUCUUAAAUUCCUCUUAAGAGUCCAUCUAAUGAUUGUGUUUGGGAAACCCACUUAACUAGAGAAUGUUCAUUACUUAAGUACCUCGUAAACUCACUUGUUAAUCCUAAAAUCAAAUGUUAUCCGGAAACCCACCACAUAUUAUGUGGUUAAAAAUUUCUGUUCAACAUGACAUGAGCUUAAAUCAUUGGGUAUUUCAGUUAAUUUAGCUAACAUUUGCUAACUACCUGCAACUGUAAUGUAGUGCACUAUAAUGUUACUGUAGCUGCUGCAAACUGAGUAUGUGCGGUUAAGAGUCAGUAUCUCGUGGCACUUCCUUCUAUCAAAUAUUCUACGAAAUACCUCACAUGAUGGAAGAAAAAUGCCAUGUUAAAAUGGCUUUUUCCAAAUGUAAGUUUUUAAACCAAGAUGUUCAAGCAAUUUACUUUAACCUAUGAAGUUUUAACAUCUUCCUUAUUUUCAUAUGGAAGAUGUUAAAUAACAUAUAACAUAUUCCAUUUUUCAGUAUCUGCCAAUAAUUUAAAGCAAAUUCAGCUAUGUGAAGGAGAUGUAUGUAAGCCCUGAGUAAAACAAAUGUAUACAAUCAAUGAAUUUAGAAUAACCCGAUUUAAGUAAUCGACUUCAGGCUGUUUACCGAACCGACCCCAGUUAGUAAUUUUACUGAAAUAAGGUAGGGAUGUAAAAGUUGUAAAGUGAAAAAAUAAAUGAAAAGUUCAUAUAUAAUUGUAAUAUUUUUUGGAUGACCUAAUUAUUGACCUUCUCCAUGAGUGCUUUGGCUGAAUGGAAACCAUACAAUGAAUGAAACAAUGAAAUGUGAAUUGCUGUCUGCAUUUUAUGCCCAGUGUGGUGCUGUCUGCAUCAUACUAGAUGCAAAAAAAAAAAAAACAACAACAAAAGAAACCUUUAAGUAUAACUAGACUUGAGAGUUUAUUUUCUGUACAGUAGUUCUCUUGGGAAUGUGCAUUAAAGAUAAUGAGUUGCUGGAGCAUUGAAUGGGCACAUCACAUUACAGUUAUUGUGAAACAUCACUGAAUGGUGGCCAGUGUUUCUGCACACAUUCUUAACUUGCGAUAAUCAGCCACUGAGGACAAACAAUAUAUCCAAAUAACAUGAAAGAAAAUCUGAUCUGUUAUUUCAAAAGCCAAAUUGCCAUUGGCGUUCUUUAUAUCGUAGAUUAGGUACAAGUUCCAACUGAAUCAUUUGAAGAAAACACAACAUUUAUUGCAUUUUAUCUGGAAUUCAGGAAGCGUUGUUGGGCGCUAUGGGCUUUUGGGUUACUACAGCCGUCAGUAAAUCCAUGUCAGCAGUGGAGUCCAGCAACAGCAGGGGAGAUACUAGAUGUAAGCCUGGCAUAGUUGAACUGAGAGUCUGUGCUCUUUAAUCCUGAGGUCGCUGCUAUCAGAGGAUUCCACACUCAGUGAUUCCCUUUGAUAUUCAAAUGUACUUUUGCUGACCAGACCAACAUGAUCCAAAGCCAUGCUACAGCCGGAGGAGCUGGCAAGCCAAGUUGUUCUCCUGUGCUGUCGGAAUUUUCCAAGCAUUUUCAUUUCUUGGCAUUAUGAAUAACAAGAACAGAUGUCCAUUGUGAACAAAAUAUUCAGCCCUGUGUUUUUAGAAUUAAAUGUUCCAGUGUGAUGGUCACUUUUUUCUUAAGGAGUUCUGUUACCUUGAACAAACCUUUGUCGUGGUCUUGGCUUUCAAAAUAUGACUCUGCUAUUCUGCAGUUUUCUGCCUCAGAGGUUGAUCAAGAGUUUUCUCUAAUUAAAAUACACUAGUAAAUGAGUUAAUAAAUGAUAAUUAAAAACUA